Messenger RNA from Abrus precatorius (Indian licorice), 1060 nucleotides. Its product is annotated as glucosidase 2 subunit beta. Lineage: Eukaryota; Viridiplantae; Streptophyta; Magnoliopsida; Fabales; Fabaceae. Gene Ontology annotation, biological process: N-glycan processing. The record is from RefSeq and is a predicted model, not a curated record. Gene Ontology annotation, cellular component: glucosidase II complex. Bases 79 to 657 code for a protein of 192 amino acids. The transcript is spliced from 6 exons.
GUUGAAGUCGAAGUCAAGUCAACAAAAUGUGAGUCUCGAAAACUGGAUUGGCUUCUCUGGCGGAGAGAACAGAUUCACAUGAACAUGGAGCCGCAAUGCUUCCUAUGUUUCCACUCCGCAUGUUUUCUUCUCAUCGCUUCUGUCGCAUGUUGUCUCUCACACCCUUCUCUCCGUGGCGUUCACCCUUUAGAUGAGAAAUAUUACAGCUCUCAGGUGAUCAAGUGCAAGGAUGGAUCAAAAUCCUUCUCCAGAGAUCAUCUCAAUGACAAUUUCUGCGACUGCCCUGAUGGUACUGAUGAACCUGGUACUUCAGCUUGCUCCGCCGGAAAGUUUUAUUGCAGAAACCUAGGAAGCAAGCCACAGUUUAUAGUUUCUUCUCAUGUUAAUGAUCAUUUUUGUGAUUGUUGUGAUGGGAGUGAUGAAUAUGAUGGAAUCAUUUGUUGCCCCAACACAUGUGUCAUGGGUGGGAAUGCUGAGAACAUGAUUAGCAACUGCAAUUCUAAAGAAACCAAAAAUGGAGUAAAGUCAGAGGAAUCAAUUUAUAACCUUACUGGUUUGAAGUUUGCAAUUACUCUACAAGUGGUUCUAGUUAUUCUUCUGGUAUUUCUCUGGAGCUGUCGAUGGCACACCAGAUCUAGAAAGAGGCGUUACAAUUGAAUCAAAAGAGACAUUGCUGUUUACCUAACGCUAAACUGUGCAUGCAGAUUCAGGAGGACUUUCAGUGACACUGGAUUUAGUCUGUUUGGAACCGUAUUAGAUACCAAGAAAACGUGUUUAAGUGGAUGCUAUAAAUGAAGCUUAUGCGUUAACGUGCAAAUUCAACAGAGAAUCAAACAUGUACUUAAUGAAGCAAAUGGUGUAGGAAAACUAGUGAUGUUGUUGGCAGCACUACACUCAAAUAGGGAAAUAUAGAAAGCUGUUGUGAUUACUGUUUUGCUGGAAACAGUUUUACGCUGUUAGAUUUGACAGUCAUAACGUGGUGACUGAACAGUUUUAUUUUGCAAGUGUACCAAAUCAUGACACAAUAAUAUAAAUUUUGUCCAACGAGGAUAAUUGUUAU